GAAACGGAAGAGGAAGAGGAAGAAGCUAUACCUACAAGAACUAUUUCCGGGUCAGUUCUUGUUGCGCUUACAGCAGAAGACAGCGUAAAAAUGAUUUCCACGUAAAAAGUAAUAUUAAUAGCUUUAAGAAAUUUGGUUAGGCAAGGGUUAUUUAUUCAGUCUUUAAUACGUGUUUCGAUUAAAGAGCUUUACUUCGGCUUUCAAGAAGUUUAUCCUGAAAAUGGCUCCAACGAUUCAGACACAAGCGCAGAGAGAAGACACACAUAGUCGACAAUCAUCUCAUCGGACUGUCCCAGAGAGGUCGGGUGUGGUGUGUCGAGUAAAAUACUGCAACAGCCUGCCUGAUAUCCCUUUUGAUCCAAAAUUCAUCACGUACCCAUUUGAUCAGCACAGGUUUGUUCAGUACAAGGCCACUUCUUUGGAGAAACAGCACAAGCAUGAUCUCCUGACUGAGCCUGACCUCGGAGUCACAAUUGACCUCAUCAACCCUGAUACAUACCGCAUUGACCCGACCAUAUUGUUGGAUCCUGCUGAUGAGAAACUACUGGAAGAGGACAUCCAGGCUCCAUCAAGCUCAAAGAGGUCACAGCAGCACGCUAAAGUCGUUCCCUGGAUGAGGAAGACAGAAUAUAUUUCUACAGAGUUCAAUAGAUACGGUGUCUCCAACGAGAAAGUGGAAGUGAAGAUCGGCGUGUCCGUCAAACAGCAGUUUACGGAGGAGGAGAUCUACAAAGACAGAGACAGUCAGAUUUCUGCUAUUGAGAAGACAUUUGAUGAUGCACAGAAACUGAUUGCUCAGCACUACAGUAAACCCAGGGUCACUCCGGUUGAGGUACUUCCUGUGUUCCCUGACUUCAAGAUGUGGAUCAACCCAUGUGCUCAGGUCAUCUUUGACUCAGACCCUGCCCCUAAAGACAUCUCAGCACCAGCAGGAGUUGACAUGAUGUCACAGGCUAUGAUCAGAGGUAUGAUGGACGAAGAAGGAAAUCAAUUUGUCGCCUAUUUUCUGCCUCAUGAAGAAACUCUUCGUAAACGGAAAAGAGACGUUGAGGAAAGCAUGGAUUAUAUGCCUGAUGACUUGUACGAUUACAAGAUUGCCAGAGAGUACAACUGGAAUGUGAAGAACAAAGCCAGCAAAGGCUACGAAGAAAACUACUUUUUCAUCUUCAGAGAUGGAGAUGGUGUUUACUACAACGAGCUGGAGACAAGAGUUCGUCUGAGCAAAAGAAGGGCUAAGGCUGGAAGUCAGUCCACCACUAAUGCUGUGCUGGUUUGUAAGCACAGAGACAUGAACGAGAAAGAGCUGGAGGCUCAGGAGGCCCGUAAAGCUCAGCUGGAGAACCAUGAGCCUGAGGAUGAAGAAGAAGACAUGGACAAAGAUAUGCAAGACUCUGGUGAUGAGAAGGAUAAGGGAAGCGGCAGUGAGGAGGAGAACUCGGCCAGUGACUCAGAAAGAGAGGACCAGGAGCACAGAGAGGAUGAUGAGGACGAAGACAAUGAUGACAUCGAGAACAAAAAUAAGAGACAAAGAAAUGCCAGUGGCAGCGGAAGUGAAAGUGGUGAGGAAAGAACGCGAGAGAUGCGAGACGAGGAGGAGAUCUUCGGCAGUGACGACGACAGUGACAACGAGCCGCCGAAAAACUCAGAAGCCAGAAGUAGCGGAGAUGAAGGCAGCGGCAGUGAGGACGAAGGAGAGAACAGGGGCGGCAGCAGGGGCGGCAGCAGGGGCGGCAGCAGGAGUGGCAGUGCGUCGCCCGCUCACAGUGACCGUAGCAGUGAGCAUUCAGAGAGCCGAGGUCAGAGCAGGAGCAGGAGUGGGAGUGAAAGAGGCUCAGACUCCAGUGACGCCAGUGACAGUGAAUAAGGUCUGUGGUCGUUAUGACAGUGUUUCUUACCUGUACAUUUUUAACUUUCAAACAGUGGAAGCCACAAGUGUGUGGCUUACACUGUAGAUAGUUUUGUAGAUUUAGCUCAUCAGUGUUUCAGCUUGGAAGAGGUUUUAUAUCAGGUUAAAAAAUGUCAACCCACCCUAAACCUUGACUUUUGCCCAUCAGUAAAAACUGUUUCCACCAGACUCAAAGAAUGGUUUGGUAUCAUGAAUCUUUGUUGCCACCAUGGUGUAAGGGCAGUGAAGAGAUGGGAAAUAAGACAUGUAGAGGUGAAUGUCUCCCUCUAAUGGCAUGUCCUCCAAUAUGCACACCCAGUAAACCAUUACCUGGACUUUUUUGUAAUAUGUAAUAAAUUACUGUAUUAUUUUCCUGUUAGCAUGAAAGCUCAACAGACAGUUGACUGUCAGAGAAUUGGCAAUGCAUUUUAAAAGCAGCAUAUUUAGGGAUUUGAAAUAUCUUAAAAUUCAAAUGUUGCAUUUUCAGAAAAUAAUUAUAGCUCCACAACUAGGUCCAUUCCAAUGUCACAAAUAAACAAUAAAAUCAUGAA
Molecule: messenger RNA, 2436 nt
Organism: Cynoglossus semilaevis (tongue sole)
Lineage: Eukaryota; Metazoa; Chordata; Actinopteri; Pleuronectiformes; Cynoglossidae
Gene: paf1
Product: PAF1 homolog, Paf1/RNA polymerase II complex component
Exons: 14
Coding region: 221-1864 (547 amino acids)
Biological process (GO): transcription elongation by RNA polymerase II
Cellular component (GO): Cdc73/Paf1 complex
Molecular function (GO): RNA polymerase II complex binding; chromatin binding
Source: RefSeq, a predicted model, not a curated record